Toxoplasma gondii ME49 is the source of this 3288-nucleotide messenger RNA. Its product is annotated as Sucrose-6F-phosphate phosphohydrolase. Lineage: Eukaryota; Apicomplexa; Conoidasida; Eucoccidiorida; Sarcocystidae. The record is from RefSeq and is a predicted model, not a curated record. The coding region runs from base 631 to 2259 and encodes 542 amino acids. The transcript is spliced from 11 exons.
CAUCUGUAGACACGCGCAUAACUGAUUCCGUUUUAUCACCUCCGUCUCGCUCCUCUGUGCACAUGCCUCUGCAAUAAUCUACUCAUGUUUUACCGAUCCGUCACCUACAGAAGAAUCGCAAGAGGUGCAUUCUCGCGCAAGCCUGCGAGUAUCGCGUCUGCACGUGAGAGGUGUAUAGUCUGAACGCUAAAAUUUGCCGUUUCCGAUUUGUACUUCUCGGCGCUCGACUCUUCCAGCUUUUCUUCACGUGCAUGCGCGGUAUAUCCGGGUCUUUUCAGAGUGGAUAACGAGGUGGCGAGCUCCAACAUCCACCUCAUUCACGGCGGUGCAUUCCUCCCUUCGUGGUACAGGAUAUCGACGAAAAGAAGAAAAAGUUGCUGGUCUUCUUGCUCAGACCGUCCUUCCCCGUACCAUUCAAUUGACAUUUUCUUCGGCUGUCUGCCAUGCUACCGUACAUACUUGUGUUUUAUUUACGCAUGUGCCUGUGCACCUGCACUCCACGAAGCCGUCCGUUUGAAAGCGUAAACACAAGACUAGCACUGCGUCGAGACGUUGCAUGAGCCACUUGAAUCGUCCGGUAAAGAGACUGGAACAAACGAUUUCGAAAAUACAUGAACGACGUCAACGACGAUGUCUGCGACAGCCUCAGUCUUCGCUCCUCCGGAUGCCUCAAACGCCGCACCUGUGCUGCUUCAGUUCUACUACCAGACAGGCUGGCAGUCGGCCGUCUUGCACUUCCAACAACAUCUGGAGAAUGGGAAGCUCGACUGGAAGGAUCAGACAAUGGAGAGCUGCGGAGAACGCGGACGCGAGGACUGGCAAGCAUGUGAACUUCUGCUGGAGCCUCGCGUCGUGUGUCUCGAGUUUGUCUGCUGCAAUGGCGAACGCACGCACUGGGACAACCCCGGCCCUGGCACCUGUUCUCCCAACACUCAGAACUACAUGCUUCAUUUCUGCGCUUCUGGGAAGCGUGAGGAGUCGGAGAUACCCGAUUUAAUGCCGACUCGCGCGCGGAUUGCUUCGCGUAACGUCCUUGGUCGUCAAAGAGACACGGAAGCGCCUGCGAGGGCUUCAAAAGAAAAUCCAGAGCCUCUUCGGCGCGUCGUCGCCGUCCUGGCUUCUGGCCAACUGGCUACUCUCGAUGGUCCACCCUGUCUCCUCAUCACUGAUCUCGAUGGGACUUUCCUUGGAAAUGAUCACUACCUUUGGCUGCUGAAGAACCACUGGAAUCUGAAACAUCUGUGGCGAGGUUCGCAGCUGGUCUACAACACCGGCCGCAACCUGAAAGACUUUCUCAAUGUAGCUGGAGAGAAACAACUUCCUCGUCCGGCAUAUGCGAUUCUGGGAGUCGGAACAGAAAUUUAUUCGUUUCCGGAUGCGCCCUCGCCACUUGACGCUGCAGAGGCGUCGGAGUUUCAAGCAGAGGCCGCCGAAUGUGUGGGGUCGAGCUGGCCGGCCUGGUGCCCGUCCCGCGCUCACGCCCACUUCGACGAAACCUGGAAGAGCCGCAUUGAGGGCCAGUUCGAUCGACGAGCUGUAGAACAUGAAGUGAAAGCGACGAUGGCGGGGUGUCAUGUGAACGGAAAUGCGUUUCACGACCCGUAUCGUCUGUCUGUGUCUGUUCCACUGGACCUCGUCCAUGCGGCGCUGCACAUGCCCCCGAGCACCAGUGACUCGGAGACCGGCCCCGCUGUCGCCUGCAAAGCUCAACAGAACGGGAGACCCACGGAGGCGACCGCUGUGGCCUAUCUCCGAUCGCUUAUCGACUCUCACAGCAAAAAGAUCUGCGUGAGUGGUGGCGGAGACUGGAGAUACCUCGACAUUCUUCCCAGAGCCGGUGGAAAGUUGAAUGCAUCCCUCUUCGUCAUGGAGCAACUCGGUUUCAAGAAGUCACGGACGAUCGUCGCUGGCGACAGUGGAAACGACAUCGACAUGUUUUGCGACCCCGACAUUCUCGGCGUCUGCGUGCGAAAUGCACAACCGGAACUUUUGAAUUUCCUUCAAAGUUUUCACGGCCGAGGAAGUGCGACUGACGCCGCGAGGGCCGCAGGCGAGGCGAUGCUCGACGAACUGACAAAUGCCCAGGCUCGACAUGGACGGGUGACUGUCGACGCUCACGAAAGAGACUUCCUGGCUCCAGCUCACCUCAGAACUCUCCAACCCACCAUGCAUGUCUGCUUCGCCACUCACGAUUGCGCAGGAGGCAUUUUGGAUGGUCUACUUUUCUUUAAAUUCGACAAAACGAUACCUGACAUGUAGUUUUACCGCUUUUUCCAGCUGUUUGGAAGAUUCGCAAGCACAGGCUGUUCGCUACCUAGACGGCGGAGGCAGUAACAGAGUGGACGCGAUAAGCUGUUGUGAGCGAAGUUUCCGGCACAUGCAAAGAACACAGAAGUCAUCUGACCGCUUCCUUUAGUGCAAACGUUCCAGCGGGCCCUUUUCUGAGGUAUGCACGCAGGGCACAGCCUCGAAAAGAAAACCAAAAAGACUCGAGCUUGCCUUCGUGUCGAAACAAUCCUAAGCCACGGGUGCCGAGACAGUUGCGGUGCUGUUCGACAGUGGACAUACUGCAACCACCAAAUACAAAUGAAUACGCCUUUCUGCAUCCACAUCAGGGCAAGGGAAAUGCCGGUGACUUGUUCGAGGGCGGUACUUCGUAAGGUGAUCUCAACCCACGAGGAACGCCACCGUACAGCUGAAGCCGUCGGUGAAUCUGCUUUCUGGGGAAAUCCGCUGCCUCUCCAACUCUAUACAUCCUCACUGGAUCACAAGCUGCUGCCAGGACAGACAGCUCGAAAUGAGCGACUGUGGAUCAGCUGCUUUCUCCACAUGCUGCCUGCGUUCAGCAGCGAUGGAACACGCAUCGAUAUAACGAAAUGCACACAGUCGCCGUCAACGCGACCAUGAGAUUGGAGCUGUAGUAACCGCUUUCGUUCUGUCUGCCCUGAAUCGAGAAGAGGCAUUUAGAAUCGUAGAAAAGGAAGAGCGAACUGUCUCAGUCCGUUUCCCGGGCUCUCUGCACCCGUCACUCGGCCGCGACAACAAUCGCAAGCUGGGUUCGCUGGGCGUAGCGGUUACCGAAGUCAUGAACACAGCGGCUGCGUUUCUGCGUUACGCCCCCGAAUCACUCUUCUCUAAUUGGAACCAAGAAUCGAUCUGGUUCCUAGAAAUUCGCAUUUUCGCGCGCGAGCGGAUGCCGUAUCGCCAGCCUUGUUGUGGUGUGAUACUGUCUCGGUGUGCUGCGGCCCGGCCCCGCUCGAGUGUUGAUUCUGUGCACUUCCUUUUAAG